CUGUGAUCCAGGCGUCAGAGUUUCGCUGGAAUAUAAAUUUUAUUCCGCAAGCUUUCGCUGUGCGAUCGGAGGCAGCAGAGCAGGAGUCCCGCACAGCAACACCCCGAGGUUCUCAACCCGGCGCACACGCCGCUGCCGUGGGACGAGCGGAACGCGCUGCGCGGGGCCGCGUUGCUCGGGGAAGGCUGCGCGGAGGCACCGGCGGACGGGGCCGGGCGAGCCGCCAUGGCGGUGGACAUCACCUUGCUCUUCAAAGCCAGCGUUAAGACGGUGAAGACCCGCAACAAGGCGCUGGGGGUGGCGGCCGGCGACAGCGCCCGUGAUGAGCUGCUCAAGCGCAGCGCUGCCCGCUCGAGGAGCGACUUCACCGGUCGCGCACGGGAGGUGAUUUCCAAUAUUGGGAAGCUGAAAGAUUUUCUUCUUCAACACAGAAAGGAUUACAUUAAUGCAUACAGCCAUAUUAUGUCUGAAUAUGGGAGGAUGACAGAUACAGAGCGUGAUCAGAUAGAUCAAGAUGCUCAGAUAUUUAUGAGGACGUGUGCAGAUGCCAUUCAUCAGCUGAGAACAGAAGCACACAAGGAUGUCCAGUCUGCUCAGGUGAAGGAGCACAGAACAGCUGUCUUAGACUUCAUUGAAGAUUACUUAAAAAGAGUGUGUAAGCUGUAUUCCGAACAAAGAGCCAUCCGAGUUAAGCGAGUGAUAGAUAAGAAGAGACUGUCCAGACUUGAACCUGAGAAGAGCAAUGUGUCCAAAUCAUCUCUUUCUCCUGAAAAAAUUUCACAGAAUUCUUUAGAUGAGACUGAAGAAAAACUUUCUGCAGAGGAAAGUAAAGACAGGAAUCUGCCUGACGCUCAGUCUAACCUUGGGUUAUGGGGGGAUGGUAAAGGUGAAGAUGAGCUGUCACCUGAAGAAAUACAAAUGUUUGAGCAGGAGAACCAGAGGCUGGUUGGUGAAAUGAAUAAUCUGUUUGAUGAAGUCAGACAAAUUGAAGGAAAAGUGGUGGAAAUUUCCAGAUUACAAGAGAUAUUCACUGAGAAAGUCUUGCAACAGGAAACUGACAUUGACAAUAUCCAUCAAUUAGUUGUGGGCGCGACAGAGAAUAUCAAGGAAGGCAAUGAAGACAUAAGAGAGGCAAUCAAAAACAACGCUGGAUUUAGAGUAUGGAUCCUUUUUUUCCUGGUGAUGUGUUCAUUUUCCUUGCUUUUCCUGGACUGGUAUGAUAAUUAAUUAAAAAUACCACGUUUCCUACAUGCUGGGUAAAAUCUUACGGCUUUUUUUUCUUCUUUUCAAUGGGGUAUCUGGCAUACCUGUAGAUUUCAUGCAUUUGUUUCAUACUGCUAUGAUGGAAAUAUUUUCCAACAGCUAAGCACAUCCAUAUGGCCCUUAAGGCAGAGAGAGAUGGUAGCAUUCAUUUUAAAUCCCUUUAUCAGAUCGGAAACCACACUUAAUCCUGCACACUUAAACCUCUGAAAGAGCUCCUAAGAAAGCUGCAAGCUGGAGCGCAGCUGGAGGGAAAAUUUAGAAAGAAGUUUUACCAUUGUCAGUCAGCCACGGCUCUGAUGCUUAAAGACCAGCUCCCAGUGCGCAGAACAGAUGAAGAGAGAAUUGUUGCUGUGCAAAAGCAUCUACACUGUCUCAGGCUUUUAUUUAAUCAUACCACUUCAGUACACAGUGAUCAUUUUGCAGAUGUAUUAUGACCUCUACUUCUAAUCCUUGAAAACUAUUUCAUCAGCGGUCAUCUUCAUUUAGUAAUAAUUUAAGAAGUCAGCUACAGAGCUUUACUUUGGGGUGCGAAGAGAUAAUGCAACGCAGCCAACGAGACUGCAGAAACAGAUGGUCUGAGGGGUCAGAACAAAGCCAAAGGACAGACGCUAUUAAAGCCAAACCAUUCAAAGUACUAAAAUCGGGAGCAAUUUGUUAACUAAAGAAAGUCCUCAAACCAACUGUAGAUAAGAAUCAGUAAACUUUGUCCUCAGAUCAGAGGAUCUUUGUCCUCAAAUCAGAAGAAAAGCUCCUUUGGCUCUUGAAUGCAGAACAGCCGGUGUCUCCUAGAUCACACAGCUCCAUGUUUGUUGUCAUGAGAGAAGAAUGGUUUCUCAUCAGUAUUUACUUGUGCAUUAAAGCUGUUCUCAGUGUGCUAAAUUUAAAGGGAGGAGGAUGUAUUGUGGAUCAUUUCUACGUAGCACAGUCCUGGGGAAGAGAAUUGUCCAUCUCUUAACAUCUGAAUGGCCUCUGUAACUACUGUGAUCAAGAAAUGUUUUGUUACCUCUCUUCUGACAUGUGUAUGCCUGUAAGUUAUAUGCAACAAGAAAAUCAUUCUUUACAGAGUGAAAAUGUCAAAAGUUACAUUCACUGAAGCAUAAGCCUGCCAGAAAAUGCAAACAUGGUAAUUUGAAAAUCUGAACACAAGUCUGUAGUUUUAAAAUGCAAAGUAAAAUUUGGCAUAUAACUUACUGCUUUUUAUGCAUUCCACCUACAGUGACUUACAAAACCUUUUAUGGGUAUUACUGUGUAAUGCACACUUCAGAUCAAACCUGGAGAAUUAAGUAACAAUGGUUAUUUUUGCUGUACUGCUGAAAGAAAGGCUGUUGAUAAUGCGAUUCUACUGGAGAAAAAUAAAAGUGCAGCUGACAACGUUUGUUCCACUACA
This is a messenger RNA of Numida meleagris (helmeted guineafowl), 2650 nucleotides long. It is a transcript of the gene STX18, whose product is annotated as syntaxin 18. The record is from RefSeq and is a predicted model, not a curated record. Gene Ontology annotation, biological process: retrograde vesicle-mediated transport, Golgi to endoplasmic reticulum; intracellular protein transport. Bases 226 to 1227 code for a protein of 333 amino acids. Gene Ontology annotation, molecular function: SNAP receptor activity. Lineage: Eukaryota; Metazoa; Chordata; Aves; Galliformes; Numididae. Gene Ontology annotation, cellular component: SNARE complex; membrane; endoplasmic reticulum. The transcript is spliced from 11 exons.